Messenger RNA from Anguilla anguilla (European eel), 705 nucleotides. Its product is annotated as extensin-like. The record is from RefSeq and is a predicted model, not a curated record. NCBI's taxonomy places the organism in Eukaryota, Metazoa, Chordata, Actinopteri, Anguilliformes, Anguillidae. The transcript has a single exon. The coding region runs from base 1 to 705 and encodes 234 amino acids.
AUGCCCACCAACAUCCCACAGCCCAACACGCCCACCAACAUCCCACAGCCCAACACACCUAGCAACAUCCCACAGCCCAACAUGCCCACCAACAUCCCACAACCCAACAUGCCCACCAACAUCCCACAGCCCAACACACCCACCAACAUCCCACAGCCCAACAUGCCCACCAACAUCCCACAGCCCAACACACCCACCAACAUCCCACAGCCCAACACACCCACCAACAUCCCACAGCCCAACACACCCACCAACAUUCCACAGCCCAACACCCCCACCAACAUCCCACAGCCCAACACACCCACUAACAUCCCACAGCCCACCAUGCCCACCAACAUCUCACAGCCCAACACACCCACCAACAUCCCACAACCCAACAUGCCCACUAACAUCCCACAGCCCAACACACCCACCAACAUCCCACAGCCCAACACACCCACCAACAUCCCACAGCCCAACACACCCACUAACAUCCCACAGCCCACCAUGCCCACCAACAUCCCACAGUCCAACAUGCCCACCAAUAUCCCACAGCCCAACACACCCACCAACAUCCCACAGUCCAACACAACUGCUAACAGACCACAACUGAACAUUCAGACAUUCCACGACCCAACACAGAACACUUUGAACAACAGACCACAAGCACCCCCACUGAGACCACAAUAUGACAACCAACCUUACACAACUCAACACACCAACUAA